This is a messenger RNA of Cooperia oncophora, 483 nucleotides long. The record is from the annotation of a GenBank genome assembly. Lineage: Eukaryota; Metazoa; Nematoda; Chromadorea; Rhabditida; Trichostrongylidae.
AUGUCUUCCGAAAAGGUCUGCUCCCCAUUUGAGCAAGGGCCCUCAAGUAAGGCGAAAAGUUCAUUAUUGACAUCAGACAAAGCCGGAUGGGAACAGUAUGUGCAAGUUAAACCAGAUGACACGUCGAUAACCCAGCCUGUUGAUUUUGACAAGUCCAAUCGGAACAUGUACUGGCUGUGGAGUGACGAGCAGAGCGAUCUCGGAUCUUUGGUUAUGUUUCCAUUCGAAGCCGUGGAUCAGAGAAAGGUGCUGUACACAGCUAAACGUGCUCAAAUCUCUCCCGAAGGAAUAAUAUUUCAUCCGAACGAUAAGACGGUUCUGGCCGUGAUUGAGGUUUAUCACAAGCCGGAGCUAUUCAUCGUCAACGAUACGAUCAGAAAUGACCUACAGUAUCUGCUCCAGUACGGUGCAAUUCAGAGCAUCUCUAUGAGUUUAGGCUUCAGAUAUGACAACAUGGCUGGUUACGUACAUUUUGCCAGGUAG